ACAGCUGUGACCUUCAGAAUCAUGGUCUUUAUCAUUUCAUGUUUGUCUCAUGAGUAUUCUUUAGUAGAUAGCAGAUUUCCCUUGGUACAAAUAAAUAUAUAGACACGCGAAUAUGACUUUCUCACUGUAGUGCUUUGUAAUAAAAGUAGCUUUAACUUCAAAGUUCGGGAUAAGUUACUGUUAUUAUCACUACUGAUUUUAGAACACGUCAGUGUCCACGGCGAAGGAAAACUGCAUGGAUCUAAUCACCAUUGAGGUCACCACCUAUGAGAUUGACUCAGUUUGUAGAAUCCUUUGCUUUCCGUUUUUGUUUGUCAUUUUGUACUACUGACUUGUUUGAAGUCACAAAUAUCAUUAAGAGCACAUGGACAUUGGGCAUUCGUCAAAGUUCCUAUAAUCCACAAAUUAAAACUAAUGGAUUACGUUUGUGCCUAGUUCAAGGACUAAAGCUAAUACGUACCAUUUAUCCUCUAGGAAUCAAUUGACAACUUGUUUUAUGAAUACCAAUUAACUAAAUUCAUUAAUUUUCAGAUCUGGGAAUCACGACGUUUUGACUGAAUGACAAAAGGUUUCGGUCUUCGUAAACAAGAUUAAUCCAAUCAGUUAUUGUAAAAAAACGGUCUCCAAGUUUCACUAUUUCCAUUUGAAUAGAACUCAUGUGGACUCCCCCAGUUAGUGAUAAUCCUACACCUUUCAACAUUGAGCGAGAGCUGCUUCCCACAGUAAUUUCAGAACCAUCGUCCAAAACAUCUAGUAUAUCUUCAACUACUAGCACUUUGGACCAUGAUUCUUUAAAGGAGAACUGCCUACAAUAUACUCCACAAAACGUCAGAUACCAGCACUACCCAGUUCCGAAGGUUAGAUGCUUAUCGUUCCCAUACCAAACACUUCCCUCCUGUGGGUCGACAGUGUAUUUGUAUACUUGGUCUCUCCCAAGGAAUGACAUAAUAACUCAGCUAUGUUCACUUGCCACAACAUGUUUUCGAGACACAAACACAACUAUCGGACUUUUGUUUUCUAAACAAAUAUCCAAAAAAGACUACGUUUGUCGAAUUCCUAUCUACCUAACUCGCGGUAUGGCUCGUUCACGUGUUCGAUUAACAGGGAAACUUACACUAAAUAAGAAAGAAUUAGAGUGUGUCGAAUCAGCUCAUCAUGUUAUAGCCGAAUUAAUUACAAAUAUUGCUCAUAUGUCUCAUGUUGGUUAUAAACCAUCAGAUCCUCUUCUCCGUGCUCAUUUCGAUAAACAAAACUCUUCAACGAAUAUCCCCGAAUCUCUCCGCGUCGUACUUUUUGAUCGAUUUGGUGACUUAUCAUUCAAUCCCGAGAAAGCAAAUAUCCUGUCAUUGGUGACGCUGAUUAGACUACCAGAUUAUACUAUCGAUUAUGAAGCACUCAACGCACUUCUAGAGUGGUCUGUUUGCCGAGAUACUGGAAUUUCAACAGCUGAUGAUAAUUUUUCCACGUAUGUUAAACCUGUACAUGGUAUUGUGCCUAAAUGGCGAAUUCGAUUGAGUCAAAUACCUGAAGACAAUUGGGUUGGUUUGGUCGUCAAACCUAAUCACUUACCGGAUAGUGAUCCUGGUAUGUUUUCGAUCUCAAAGGUUAGUUCGGAAACUGCUUCAAGUCCUCUUCCGGAAACCCUUGCUUCCAAACUUGGUGAUGUUCAAAAUGUCAAAGGCGCUUCUUCUCUAACUUAUUCCGACUACUAUAGAAUUAAAUAUCAACAGAUGAGAAACAUAUCUUUCACAAUAAAUCCAUCACUACCAUUGUUUGAAUGUCUGAGAAUAACACGUCAUCAAAAUUCGACUCAAGUUAGUGCGGGUCUAAGGAAAAAUAAAGCAUCUAUCAAACCAUCGGUGUUCCUAUCUGAUGCUUGUUUAGUGCAUCCAUUGUCAUCAUGGAUUUGGUUCCAAGUUUCCUUGAUACCAACAAUUCUCUAUCAAAUGUCACGAGCGUUACUAGUCUCACAACUGUUCACAGAGUUGAAUUAUGAACUGAAAAGUCCUCAACCAUUCUCUCAAAUUAGAAUAAAUUCAUUAACUCUAAGCAAUGAUUCACUUUCUCAUACAACCAUACUUGUCCCUGAUCGUUUAAGUGUUCCUGUUUUUUUAAAUGGUGAACCAAUGGAAAAAAAUAUCUUUGAUUUUGAAGUGGAUGAAACAACUUCAGAAAUAGAUAAACAAUUGGAUAAUAAAGCCUAUAGUGAAAGUUUAGAGAAAUCUACAAUUUGCCCUCACCCUAAUAAUCUAAUUGAACCAACUACAUUACUCGGAGCUCGAGAUGCAGUAGACCUUGAACGUUUAGAAUUUUAUGGCGAUUCAUUCCUGCAUUUUAUAUCUACAUUAUGUGUUUAUGGCACCAAUCCACAAGAUGCUGACGAAGGGUGUUUAAGUUCCAAAAGAGGUUCACUUGUAUCGAAUGCUCAUCUCUGCGAUAUUGCUUGCGACUUGAAAUGGUAUGAAUAUUGUACCGGUCAAACAUUUUCGCCACCAGAACACUUUUUACCCCCAUGCUACUCUGUUGCGUCCGAGGCUAGUAAAUAUGAUCCACGUUUGUAUACUCGUUUAACAGAUAAAUCUUUGGCAGAUAUGAUUGAAGCACUUAUAGGAUGUUUCUUACUACGUUCAGGACUAUCUGCUGCAUUUAAUUUACUUCAUUAUUUUCAAAUAUGUCCAGUGAGUUGGAGCACCCUAAAAAGUGAUAAGCAUUACAAAGUUGAAGCUCCAUGGCACUUUUUUUUACAACCAAAAUUAUAUUCAGAACUAAACUAUGGAAAUGCUUUCAAUCCUUCAUCUAGAUCGUUACAUAUUUCGAAGGAAAUUAUACUGGAAUUAAAUCAGAGGUUUUUUCAGUUACAAGAAAAACUAGGUUAUGGUUUUAAAAAAAUUGAAUUGCUUGCGGAAGCUGUGACUCAUCAGUCAUCAUCUAAUAGACAAUAUUGGGGGAAUUAUCAAAGGUUAGAAUUUCUUGGCGAUUCCAUUUUGGGCCAUAUUAUCAGCAACUAUCUGUUUCAAAAAUGUCCUCACUCAUCCCCAGGUGCAUUGACCACCGCACGAUCUACUGUUGUCAGUAAUAUUAAUUUAGCUAAUGUUGUUGUUGAGCAUGAAAUCCACCCGUUCAUCGAUUUUGGGAAUUGCAGUCAGAAAGCAUGCAUUGAUGAUAUAAAAAGUAUUCAUCGUCAAACCGAUUCACAUUUUGAACGUAUUGAGUUAAUUACAAAGAAGGUUUCUUCGGGGCUCAAUAUCAAGGUAUUGGCUGAUGUGUUUGAAUCGAUUCUCGGUGCAAUUUUUGUAGACAGUGAUGGUAAUCAUCAAGUCGUUUCUUCUAUUAUUCAUCGAUUCUUGGGUAAAACGAUGAAUUCUCUCAUUACUAAUUUACCUGUUCAAACAGUUCAACAAGUGGAUUUACCAUAUCCUGAAAUACGAUAUAAGUAGGUCAAAGAUGUGUUUUUUCCUCCAAUGCCGCUAAAAGACUGGUUGCAGCUCGGUUACUUAGUCCUGUUCGGAAUUCAUGUGCACGUUAUCUGGUGACUUAGUGGUAAAAUCUCUUUUCCCCUUACAAAUUUGUGGCACCACUGCUCCUGCCUAUAUGGUCUGCAUUUCGUUCUAGUGGUACAUUAAGUGAUAUUAAGUACUAUGUAUGCAGACACUUAACGAGCAUCAUCCACAACCAAUCACUUAUCUUCAAAUAACUUCAAGUUAAUCAUUUAUUCGUUUCUGUUUAUUAUCUUUUAAAAUAUUCGCCCAACAGUUAUAAUAUCCAUAGUUCUUUAAAAUAUGUGGAAGAAAUGUUUGCAUGUUUACUUACAUCUGUUACCCGUCGUGGAGCAUUGACCGUCGACAAUGGCUCCAAAUAAAUCUCUCCUGGGCUCUCGAUUCGCGGUUAGUGUUUUCUUUUUAAUACCUGCCUCCGAUUCCCGGAGCAAGGUGUUCUUUGGUCUGCCCCUUGUCGUUUUACCUUGAGGAAUUAAAGUUGGGACCUCUUGUUUCUCACACUUGCCCAGAUCUACUUUUUCUGGUAUCUUGAAGAGGUGUCCUUCUUUCAGUCUAUCAGCACUUGUUCCCAAAUCUUUCUGAAUGGGAUGUGGAGCAUCUUCGUAGUCACCUCUAUGUCUGACUUCAGUGCUUCAUCUUGUACGUUUUCCGGGUUUACUGAUCUCCCACUCUUGAUUUCUUCUAUUUGAGUGACAAGUAUAAGGAGGUCUAUGUGUGCUGUUUCGAUGUCUGAUGGGUUCAGUAGGGUUGGUCUGUUUUGGAGCUCUUCAAAAUCCUAUAUCCUCUUGUUCCUCUGUUCUUGAAUCUCAGUGAUUGGCUUUCCUGUUUUCUUGACUGUUUUUUCUUGGCUUAAUUUAUUUCCCUGCUGGUUUCUUCGUUCGGUCAUUCAGUUCUUGCCCACUUUUUUUGCAGCUCGUUCUACUGUAGUUACCAGUUCAUAUACCCAUUUCCACUUGUCAACUCGCAUGCUCUUUCCCUAUUAUUCGUUUGCUUCUGUAUGGUCAGCCUGUGUCUUGACCUUUUCUGCUCUUGUUUUGCUGUUGUUGAUUGCCGUUUUGUUCUUCCUUUCUUGAAUCCUCCUUAGGGUUCCAAUAAAGAUCCAUUCUUUAUGCUGGUGUUUCUUACGGCUAAGCACGUCCUGUAUUUUUGAAGUUGUUGCUUUUUAUCCCCUUUCAGAUAUUUUCCAUAGUGGUUUCCUUUUCUGUGAAUAGAUCUUGUUAAAUUUGGAACAUGUUUCUGGGAGCUAUAUUGAAUUUGUCGAGUUUGUCAGUAUCUCGAAGAAAGGACGUAUUAGACCUAUCUAGCGAUGAUCCUUCAAUCAUUCAAUUCGUUAGCUUUAGUUUUAUUUUGGCCACCACCAGGUGAUGAUUUGAAGCUAUAUCUUCUCUUGUCGUUCUCACAUCCUCUGUGGUGUAAAUGUAAUCGACCUGGUUUUCAGUGUGAUCCGGUGAAGCACAUGUAGCUUUGUGUAUUCACAUAAAUUUCAGACCUCUCAUCAUUCUCGUUCCUUUACCCCAGUCUAUGUCGUCUCAUGAUAGCUUCAUACUUGAUGUUUUUCAUUACAACUUAAACGUUCAGGUCUCCCAUCAAUAUGGUCAUGUCCUUUCCUGAACACUUCUCUAUGAUUGACUGCAGCCGUCCGUAAAGUUGGCCGUUUUCGUCUUCAUUGCUGUCAUCGAUAGGGUAUAGUACUAGAUAAUAUUUUUUGUAAUCUUCCCAGUUUUUUUAAGGCCGUUCUGAUGAUUACUGGAUUCAUGAGAUUCCCAUCCUAUAAGUGUUUAUCAUGCUUCUUUGGACAGCAUCAAUUCAACUCCCUGAGUGUGCGAAGCAUUUUGUUCUUCACGACUGGAGUACAACAGCAUCUCUCGAAUCCUAUUUUUUCUAUUCAGCCUGCGUUCAAUGGGUUUGACCUAUUCCGAGCACCUCCAGGUUGUAUCUCUUCACUUCCACAGCUAUUUGACUGACGCUUCCGGUCUCCUGUAUUGUGCGAACAUUCCAUGUGUUGAUUAGUAGUUGUUGUUAGAAGGGGUACCGGCCUUGUGACGUUUAAGGAGUCUCGGCUUACACAAGGACGUCAUAGCUCCUGUUCUGGUGAUGUUUUGUGGCUAGCUUUCUCAACAAAAUUGUUUUCUAUGGGAUGAUUUUGCUAACCAUGUGCUCAAUCCUCCUCUUAGAGAGGAAGAACAAAUAUUGGUGCUCUCUUUAAGAUAAUAAAGGGAACUAUGUGUAUGAAAUAAUCCUCCUUUAUCUGGGCUCUGGAGUGACAGCAACGCUGGAAAAGCUCUAAUCAAAGUUAAACUUCCGUAUAGAUGGUUUUUAUAACCGUUUCACACCUACUGAACCAAACAAUCAGGAACUCCAUAACUCGAUUACUAAGUGGUACUGAUUUUCUUCGACGAUAUGUAUAAAAAGUAUAGAUAUAGAACACCUGAAUAGUUCUUAACAGUGUGUAUGAAGUCAGUCAGUUCCCACAGAGUUGGGUAUGUUCACGUUUUCAGUAACAAAAUUUAUUCUUAUCUAGAAAGGAAUUUGUUUUGAUAAUGGGCGAUCAAGCAGGAACAUUAUAAUUAUAUUGGAUUCGAGAAUUGCGCGAUAAAUUAUUUUUCUAUAGCAGUAUACAUUUAAAACAUACAAGAAACGAAGUUUCUAUUUUUUGCGUAUUUAUUGAACCAAGCACAAUCAUCAAAAAUUCGAUCAUUCAACAAAAUAGCUGGUAUAAUAUAGGGUCAGGUAAAUUCGAACUAAGCACAUUCAGCAAAAGACGGAGUAGAAUCAAAUAAAUGAUCAAGGCUCAAAACUUAGACAAAAUAACAAUCUCUUAAUGAAUCAAGAGUUGAACUCCAUGCACAUUGUUAUGGAGGGUUGGGGAGGAUAAAACAAUAUACUGAUAUGGAAGGUUUAUCUCACACAUGCACGCCUAUCUAUCUACAUAACAUACAAAAAGUAUUUUACCACGGUUCUUUUGAUUUUUCGUUUCACUUGGUGAAAUCUAAACUAUCACAUACUUCUACUUUACUUCAAUGCAUGUGUUCAUCGUGCAUGAUAUAAAGAAUUCUUAGAAUUCUUUUUUAACAUGUAUCAGGUUUAAUGAAAUUUAUACCGGUUUUCUUAUGUUGCCAACUUUAGCAGACCACAUAUCUUUAUUGUUACGCGGUUUACAUUAUUAUGUUACUGGGGUUUCGAAUUAUGAUUUCCAGGUAUUGUACUGGAUUCAGGAUUCCUCCAAAUACUUUCUUGGUAAUUUUAAUUCGUCUAAGCAUGUUCAAAACCAUAAGGUCACAAAAUAAUGGAGAGGUGGUGGGAUUUCAUUCACAGUUUCUGUUGAUAUAUCAUAUACACUGAAGUAAAGAGGUCGGUAUCUGGUUUCAACCGAUCUAUUUAUCGUAGCUGCUUUCUUGACGUGGUGAUCAGGUUUUCAAAUAGUUCUGAUUCAAUUGAACUUUAUUGACUAAAACAGUUAUUUCUGUAGGACCUACCAUGCCAAGCUGAUUGGUUUGAAAACGGUGGAUGGAUUUAUACUGAUAACUUUCAAAAUAAACUCAUCGAUGGGUCCAGAUUGACCACAUUACCAUCAGUCGUCUUCAGAGAAGCCUGAUAUAAGUCUGUCGCCUAUUAUGGAGAACUUUCAGGCUUAUGAUGCUUUAGUAUGAGCGCACGUUUGUCUGCGUUUCAACAAAAGCACCAAAGACACAACAGCAAAACUUCGAAGUCCAUGUUAACGAUAAAAUAAUCAAGAUUAUGUUUUUUUAUGAACGACUAACACGGCAGUCAAUCAUCAGAGUGAUUUUCAUUUCGGUUUAGUCUGGUUUGAUACUCGAGUGGCUGUGAAAACAAUUAAAAUAAAUGUCUAUUGCAUUAGUCUACGCUCGAAAACUGAUCCCACAAGUCUACUCAUCAAACAUGGACCGUGGUGGCCAGCGAAACGAAAGGAAUUCGGAACUGACGGAAGUAAUAUGCAGCAUGAAUCACAAACUAACAAAUGUUCCCCAAUUUCGUACUUUAGAAACAUGAUCAGUCUAGAUGCUUGCCAGUUGGUUUACCUUUUCGCGCACAUGUAGUGUUCUAUGAUCCAUUGAGCUCGAGAGUAGUGCAAUUUCGGUCAUACGUUACUUGAUGUAAAGCUAAUUAUAUGUGUUUAAUAGGAAUUUGGCGUCGUUUUUGUGUUAAUGUUGUUGAUAUACAGUGACAAAUAAUCAGACCAACUUGAAGGACGUCAAUAAACAAGUAAUCCUUCACUCUCACUUGUUUUAUCGCCUUUGGUUAUAUUUGCAUCUGAUUGGUUUUCUUUAUUUGAUUCUUGAUUGUAACUCCGAAAUGUCACUUCUACAAACAAAUUAACUUCAACUUCUAGUUCUUUUUCCAUUAUAUUGUUCUUGGUAUUACCUGUUCAUGUGUAAUUUAAUGAAUAACGUGAAAGUUGAGUUUUUUUUGUAUCAAAUAUUUAUUCACGGUCUUAUGCUUAGCAGUUGACUCAUAGUUUUAAUUAAGCCGAUUGGUUUGUUUGAUAAUUUAUUUGUCCUGUUUAAAAUUUUCAUAAUUUUCACAGCAACUCAACUACUAUAUCACCAACGUUACAUGAAGAUGUUCAUAAUUCGGUUUUAUCGAUUAAAGGUAAGCGCCUAUGUGUGACGGAAAAUAUGGAAAAUUGUUCUCGUUUCCGACUUGUUGAAGAAAUUUGAUGCAUGGAACAACAAAUAAUACUGAUGAUCAAAUCAAACAGUAUUUUUGUUGAGAUUUAUUAUUUCCCGAGCACUUUAUUUUUUCUACAAAAAUGCUUUGAGUAUUCUAUCUUGUAUUUUUUUAAAAAGCUUUUCUGUUUUCUUAUUCACAAUAGUUCUAACUAGAAGUAUGCAUAAUCUUUUUAAAUGACAAAUAAAGCGAAUUAUUCAUAACUG
Molecule: messenger RNA, 8392 nt
Organism: Schistosoma intercalatum
Lineage: Eukaryota; Metazoa; Platyhelminthes; Trematoda; Strigeidida; Schistosomatidae
Source: the annotation of a GenBank genome assembly